Linum tenue is the source of this 204-nucleotide messenger RNA. The record is from the annotation of a GenBank genome assembly. Lineage: Eukaryota; Viridiplantae; Streptophyta; Magnoliopsida; Malpighiales; Linaceae.
AUGGAGCUUUCCGAGGACUAUACCUGCGUCAUCUCCCACGGCCCCAUCCCGAAAACCACUCACAUAUUCGAUGAUUGCAUCGUCGACGCCUGCUGCGGCGUGUUUACCCUCGAUCCCUCGGUCAAAGAAGCGUCCGACGAUUUCUACCCUUGUGAGAGCGUGAUUAUAAAUUUUUUUAAUUUUUUUAAUUUUACUUUAUUGUGA